AUGGCCUCAUUCAGCACAAUGCGUGUCGAUGCACCCUCGCUAUUCAGUUUACUUAAUCAUGCGAAGUCAAAUAACUUGCUUCCACUACGUGAUUCCGACAAUUUUGUAAUUGGUUCACAAGAUCAAGCCCGCCACCACAAAGAUUCUGUGUUUACCUCGAUUUUCGACCUUGAAGCCGUUUUUUCAAUCUGCAAGCAGCCAGGGCUUGCAUUUGCGCAAAAUAUUACCUCCUUACCCGGUGCAAAGUCUGUCGAGAUGUUAGGAACAAGGCUCAAGCCAAACAAAUUUCAUUGUCACAAUGAUCUCAGUGUCAAACAAGGUAGCUUUGACAAAGUACUCCAUGAUCCUGUAGUAAUUCAAGAGUGUCAAAAUCGUCUGAAGUCAUACGAGCAGAGAUUGAAAAAUUAG
This is a messenger RNA of Rhizopus microsporus ATCC 52813, 408 nucleotides long. RefSeq lists its product as uncharacterized. The record is from RefSeq and is a predicted model, not a curated record. The transcript has a single exon. The coding region runs from base 1 to 408 and encodes 135 amino acids. Lineage: Eukaryota; Fungi; Mucoromycota; Mucoromycetes; Mucorales; Rhizopodaceae.